Molecule: messenger RNA, 1080 nt
Organism: Rattus rattus (black rat)
Lineage: Eukaryota; Metazoa; Chordata; Mammalia; Rodentia; Muridae
Gene: Agtr1
Product: angiotensin II receptor type 1
Exons: 1
Coding region: 1-1080 (359 amino acids)
Biological process (GO): G protein-coupled receptor signaling pathway; immune response; regulation of vasoconstriction
Cellular component (GO): membrane
Molecular function (GO): angiotensin type II receptor activity
Source: RefSeq, a predicted model, not a curated record
AUGAUCCUUAACUCCUCUACUGAAGAUGGAAUUAAAAGAAUCCAAGAUGACUGCCCCAAGGCUGGCAGGCACAAUUACAUAUUUGUCAUGAUCCCUACCCUCUACAGCAUCAUCUUUGUGGUGGGAAUAUUUGGAAACAGCUUGGUGGUGAUUGUCAUUUACUUUUACAUGAAGCUAAAGACUGUGGCCAGUGUUUUUCUUCUGAAUCUUGCCCUGGCUGAUUUAUGCUUUUUGUUGACUUUGCCACUGUGGGCAGUCUAUACCGCUAUGGAAUACCGGUGGCCCUUCGGCAACCACCUAUGUAAGAUCGCUUCUGCCAGCGUCAGUUUCAAUCUCUAUGCCAGUGUGUUCCUGCUCACGUGUCUCAGCAUCGAUCGCUACCUGGCCAUUGUCCACCCAAUGAAGUCUCGCCUCCGCCGCACGAUGCUGGUGGCCAAAGUCACCUGCAUCAUCAUCUGGCUAAUGGCUGGCUUGGCCAGUUUGCCAGCCGUCAUCUACCGAAACGUAUAUUUCAUCGAGAACACCAAUAUCACAGUUUGUGCUUUUCAUUAUGAAUCUCAGAACUCAACACUCCCCAUCGGACUGGGUCUAACAAAGAACAUUCUGGGCUUUGUGUUCCCUUUCCUUAUCAUUCUCACUAGCUAUACUCUUAUUUGGAAAGCCCUAAAGAAGGCUUAUAAAAUUCAGAAGAACACGCCAAGAAAUGAUGACAUCUUUAGGAUAAUUAUGGCGAUUGUGCUUUUCUUCUUCUUUUCCUGGGUUCCCCACCAAAUAUUCACUUUUCUGGAUGUGCUCAUUCAGCUGGGCGUUAUCCGUGACUGUGAAAUUGCUGACAUUGUGGAUACCGCUAUGCCCAUCACCAUCUGCAUAGCUUAUUUUAACAAUUGCCUGAAUCCUCUGUUUUAUGGCUUUCUGGGGAAAAAAUUUAAAAAAUAUUUCCUCCAGCUUCUGAAAUACAUUCCCCCAACGGCCAAGUCACACGCAGGCUUGUCAACAAAAAUGAGCACUCUUUCCUACCGCCCUUCAGAUAACAUGAGUUCAUCUGCCAAAAAGUCUGCAUCUUUUUUUGAAGUGGAGUGA